Molecule: messenger RNA, 1347 nt
Organism: Chrysochloris asiatica (Cape golden mole)
Lineage: Eukaryota; Metazoa; Chordata; Mammalia; Afrosoricida; Chrysochloridae
Gene: RXFP3
Product: relaxin/insulin-like family peptide receptor 3
Exons: 1
Coding region: 1-1347 (448 amino acids)
Biological process (GO): immune response; G protein-coupled receptor signaling pathway
Cellular component (GO): membrane
Molecular function (GO): G protein-coupled receptor activity
Source: RefSeq, a predicted model, not a curated record
AUGGUAGCCACCGUGAAUGAAACGACUGGCGGUGGUGAGCUCCCAGAUUUCCUUACUCUGUUCCCCGUCCUUCUAGAGGCGGGCAAUGUGAGUGGCAACGGGUCGCUGCAGUUCAAGAAUUUGUGGUGGGAUUUGGGGCUAGAAUUGCCGGACCGCGCGGGCAGCGGGGAGGGGCUGCGGGUCUUCAUCAUUGUGGUCUACUCAGUGGUUUGCGCGGUGGGGUUGGCCGGCAACCUGUUGGUGCUCUACCUAAUGAAGAGCAAGCAGGGCUGGCGCAAGUCUUCCAUCAACUUCUUUGUCACCAACCUGGCACUGACUGAUUUCCUGUUCGUGCUUACCUUGCCAAUCUGGGCGGUGGAGAGCGCGCUUGACUUCAAAUGGCCCUUUGGCAAGGCCAUGUGUAAGAUUGUGUCCAUCAUGUCGUCCUUAAACAUGUAUGCCAGCGUCUUCUUCCUUACCUCCAUGAGCGUGGCGCGCUACUACUCUGUGGCUUCAGCUCUCAAGAGCCACCGGACCCGAGGGCACCGCCGGGACUCCUGCUGCGGCCGGAGAUUGGAAAGCAGCUGUUGCUUCUCCACCAAGGCGCUGUGCGUUUUGAUCUGGGCCUCGGCCACGCUGGCCUCAUUGCCCAAUGCCAUCUUCGCCUCCACGACCAAGGUGCUAGGCGAAGAGUUGUGCCUGGUGCGCUUCCCGGACCAGCGGCGGCCCGGAGACGGGCAGUUCUGGCUGGGCCUCUACCACACGCAGAAGGUGCUGCUGGGGUUCGUGCUGCCAUUGGGCAUCAUCAGCCUGUGUUACUUGCUGCUGGUGCGCUUCAUCUCCGAUCGCCGCGUGGAGGCGGCCCAGGAAGGGGUCGUGGCGCCGGGCAGAGGCCUGGCUGAAGCCAGCGCCCGGAGACGGUCCAAGGUCACCAAGUCAGUGACCAUUGUGGUCUUGUCCUUCUUUCUGUGUUGGCUGCCCAACCAGAUGGUCACCGCCUGGGGCAUCCUUAUCAAGUUCGACGCCGUGCCCUUCACCAACGAAUACUUCCUCUUCCACCAGUACGCCCACCCUCUGAGCGUGUGCUUGGCUCACUGCAACAGCUGCCUCAACCCGGUCCUCUACUGCCUGGUGCGCCGAGAGUUCCGUAAAGCGCUCAAGAGUCUGCUGUGGCGCAUCGCGUCGCCCUCGCUCACCAGCAUGCGCCCCUUCACAGCCACCACCAAGCCCGAGCCCGAGGAACAGGGGCUGCAAGCUCUGGCACCGAUCCACGCGGCCACGGAGCCCGACCUACUCUAUUACCCGCCGGGCGUUGUGGUCUACAGUGGGGGACGCUGCGACCUGCUGCCCAGCAGCUCCACCUACUAA